Molecule: messenger RNA, 1393 nt
Organism: Drosophila takahashii
Lineage: Eukaryota; Metazoa; Arthropoda; Insecta; Diptera; Drosophilidae
Gene: Su(P)
Product: prostaglandin E synthase Su(P)
Cellular component (GO): mitochondrion
Molecular function (GO): prostaglandin-E synthase activity
Source: RefSeq, a predicted model, not a curated record
ACCCCCAAUGCCGCCCAUCCCUAACACGUUCUAGUCGCGUUAAUUUUUUGCAUAAUAUUUAGUAUUAGUUCUAAACAAAGCUGCGAGUUAUGUCAUGUUUCCGGCUAGCGACUGCCACCAUCCAGGCCGGCGUCCGUCCCCUCACCCGUAGAGGAAAUCCGGAUUUUGCAUUUGCUCGCCGCCAGUUCGCAGUGGCGGUGGAAAACGGCGGCGGCAAGAAAAAGCCGAAGCCGAAUGGAACCUUCAAGCUGGCCAUUUUGGGGGCGACAGUGGGCGCGGCCACCGGAUCGGUGUACACAAUGUACCAGCGCUGGACGGACGGCAGCUCGCACAAGGAGCACGAGGAGACGAAGCCGCAGCGCCUGGAUGGGUUUCCUCCGGGCGUGCGGAUAACCAAGCGCUAUGUGAAUCCUAAGGACACCUCCGGUCUGGACAUAGUGCUCUUCCAGUUCCAGACAUGCCCCUUCUGCUGCAAGGUGCGCGCCUUCCUCGACUACAUGGGCAUCUCCUAUGCGGUCGUCGAAGUGGAUGCCGUUCUGCGGCAGGACAUCCGCUGGUCGUCGGUGAAGAAGGUGCCGAUGGUGCUGAUCCGGCAGCAGGAUGGGAAAUACGUCCAGAUGGUGGACAGCAGUGCCAUUGUGUCCCUGAUAGCCACCUAUCUGCAGGACAAGCGCACGGACAUUGGCGAACUGGCGCAGUUCUAUCCGCACACCUCGUUCUUCGACGAUGAUGGUCGAAAGAAGAACGACAUUUUGAACAAAUACUUCUUGAUGUACCGCGAGCACACGCCCAAGGGAGUGUCCAAGGAAACAGAGGAAACUGAUCGCAAGUGGCGAACCUGGGCCGACAGCCACCUGGUGCACCUGAUAUCGCCGAAUUGCUACCAGACCAUGGGCGAAUCCCUGGAGACUUUCGAGUGGUUUUCGCAGGCCGGCGAGUGGGAUGUACACUUUCCCAAGUGGGAGCGCGACCUGAUGGUCUACUGUGGCGCCACGGCGAUGUGGGCCAUUGCCAAGAUGCUGAAACGCCGCCACGCCCUCAGCGAUGAUGUCCGAUCGCACAUGUACGAUGCUCUGGACCAGUGGACCUCCGAGCUAAAGAAGCGGAACACGAAAUUCAUGGGCGGUAAACAGCCCAGCCUGGCGGAUCUCUCGGUUUUCGGUGUGCUUUCGAGCAUGGAGGGUUGUCAGACGUUCAAGGAUUGCCUGCAGAACACCAGCAUUGGUAAAUGGUUUUAUGAUGUCAAAGCCUUGGUGGAAAAGAACCGGGGACAACUGCAAAGAGAACGCGUCGAAGGAUUGGCCGCUAUAGCUUAAAUCAAAUCAUCUGCCCUAGUUUUAUCCAAAGAUUGUUGAAAAUAACCAAACUGUUUAAUAAAAAACAUUUUAUCCAA